CUGUAUUAUGAUCCUAAUGCUUCAGAUUACACAAAUGAAGUCUAGAGAGGUUACUAAAUUAACCAUGGUUAAAUAUAUGUAUAUAUUAUGUAUUUUGUGUGCUACCUUAUAUAUUAUAUGUCCUAUGCAUAUUACAUAUGUUUUCUGUAGCAAUGCCAAUAUAGAGCAAAUGUACAGCCAGUACACAACAGUGCCAGGUUUUGAAACUGAAUUCUAUGCCCAGAGUCCACUUUUAACCAGUACAUUCCACUGCCUUUCCGUUUCCACAUUUUCCAGUGUCAGUGAGUUCUUAGGAGCAGAGAGGUAUGUGAGGAGUGCUGAGUAUCACUGCAGACUGUCCUAUGCAUGUGGGCACCCUGCCAGGAUAACCUCCUGGUAGCUGGAAUACAGCUCAUGCUCUGCCUGCCAAGGGGUGUGUGGCAGUAUCUGCUCGGGCAAGGGACACUUUUUUCUAUUUUGCAUAAAAAUACAUUUCACUUUCUCUCAUGGCUUCUUUCUUAUUGCUUCGUUUUGCUUUCUCAGGUCUUGGCCUUUCCCUGGGAAAAGGAGGAGAAAAUGAUCAAGUUCCAGGAGCCAGUGAUGUUUAAGGAUGUGGCUGUGGUCUUCAGCGAAGAGGAGCUGGGGCUGCUGGACUCCACCCAGAGGAAGCUGUACCGAGAUGUGAUGCUGGAGAAUUUCAGGAACCUGGUCUCUGUGGGGAAUCAGUUCUACAAACCAGAGCUUAUAUUCCAACUGGAGAGGGAAGAAAAGCUUUUGAUGAUGGAGACAGAAACCCAGAGAGAUGGAUAUAUAGGAACCAAGAGUCAACAUAGUAUGGAGAGUAAUCAAGAAGUGGGAUUAGGCUACAUUUCUCCCAAGGAGCUUUCAUCCUGGCAGACCUGGCAACAAGGUGCAGGUGGUUUAAUAACCAAGUGUCAAGAUUCCAUGAAAAAAUUUCAAGGGAAUAUUUCUCAUUUGCAAAAACAAGGUGAUUUCCCCUGCCAGGUUUGGGCAGGAGUGCCAAUUCAUAUAUCUGAAGAUGAGAACUGUAUACUGACUCAUAUAGAGGAUGUUUCCAAUUGCCUAAAAAGCCAAGAAUUUCCAUCUUGGAGAGCCCAGCAUUCUUGGAGGAAAAUGUAUCUGACAGAGUCACAUAAUUAUCAGUGUAGAUGUCAGCAAAUUUUGAUGAAAAAUAAUUUCUGUAAGUGUGACAGCACCAGUUGGGUCUCACAUCACAAUGAUAGUGUGGGAGUACACAGAACAGAAAAAAAUUACAGCUGCCAUGACUGUGGAGAGAACAUCAUGAAGGUUUCUUUGCUUAAUCAAGACUUAAUACAAAUAGGGCAAAAGCCCUACCCCUGUAAUGAGUACAGAAGAGCCUUCAGUGAUGACUCCAGCUUAGAAGUUUAUCAGAAGUUACAAUUAGAAGGGAAGGGCCACACCUACAGUCCGUGUAGAAAGGGCUGUAGUUACAGUUCAGCUCUUUGUAUUCAUCAAAGUGUUCAUAGAGGAGAUGGUUGUGUUUUUGAGAGUUCACAUCUGCAGUCCCAUCAGAGAAAACCUACAGAAGAGAAGCCAUGUAAGUGUGGAUAUGGUGAGAGCUUCAGUCAGUGCUCCUCUCUUAACACUUGUGAACUUAUUCACACAGGAGAGACAUCCUGUACAUGCAAUAUUUAUGAGAAAGACUUCAGUCAUAGCUUAGACCUUAAUAGUAUUUUUAGGGUCUGUACUGUGGAGAAACCCCAUGAAUAUGAGGAGAAUAGGAAUGUCUUUAAUCAGAAUUCUUGUCUUCAAGUCCACCAGAAAAUCCACACUGAAGAGAAACUAUACACAAAUGUGGAAUAUGAGAAGGGUUUUAUUUGUAGCUCAAAUCUUAACAUUCAGCAAAGAGUUCACAUGGAAGAGAUUCCUUAUAAUUCCGAGGAAUGUGGUAAUGACUUCAAUCUGGCCUCACAUUUUCAGGACCUUCAGAUAGUCCACACUAGGGAACAACCAUAUAAACAUUAUGCAUGUGGUAACAGCUUCAACCAAAAUUCAUAUCUUCAAGGUCAUCAGAAAAUUCACAUUGGAGAAAAAGCUUACAAGGAUUGUGGGAAUGGCUUCAAUUGGAAUUCAAAACUUAAAGAUCGUCAGAGAAUCCACACUGGAGAGAAGCCAUAUAAAUGCAAUGCAUGUGGUAAAGGGUUCAGUCAUAGAUCAGUUCUUAAUGUUCAUCAGAGAGUCCAUACAGGAGAGAAACCUUAUAAAUGUGAGGAGUGUGACAAGGGAUUUAGUCGGAGUUCAUACCUUCAAGCCCAUCAGAGAGUCCACACUGGAGAAAAACCAUAUAAAUGUGAAGAGUGUGGGAAGGGCUUCAGUCGCAAUUCAUACCUUCAAGGCCAUCAGAGAGUUCACACUGGAGAGAAACCAUACAAAUGUGAGGAGUGUGGCAAGGGCUUCAGUCGGAGUUCACACCUUCAAGGCCAUCAGCGAGUCCACACUGGAGAAAAACCGUUCAAAUGUGAGGAGUGUGGGAAGGGAUUCAGUUGGAGCUUUAAUCUUCAAAUUCAUCAGAGAGUUCACACAGGAGAGAAACCCUAUAAAUGUGGUGAAUGUGGUAAGGGCUUCAGUAAGGCCUCAACUCUUCUGGCCCAUCAGAGAGUCCACACAGGAGAGAAGCCAUACCAAUGUGAUGAGUGUGGUAAGAGCUUCAGUCAGAGAUCAUACCUUCAAAGCCAUCAGAGUGUCCACACUGGAGAGAGACCAUAUAUAUGUGAGGUAUGUGGGAAAGGCUUCAGUCAGAGGGCAUAUCUUCAAGGUCAUCAGAGAGUCCACACUAGAGUGAAACCAUAUAAAUGUGAGAUGUGUGGGAAGGGCUUUAGUCAGAGUUCACGCCUUGAAGCACAUCGGAGGGUCCACACAGGAGGGAAACCAUACAAAUGUGAAGUAUGCACAAAGGGCUUCAGUGAGAGUUCACGCCUUCAAGCACAUCAGAGGGUCCACACAGAAGGGAGGCCCUAUAAAUGUGAACAAUGUGGUAAGGGUUUCAGCGGGUUUUCAAGUCUUCAGGCUCAUCACAGAGUCCACACUGGGGAAAAACCAUACAAAUGUGAGGUAUGUGGAAAGGGCUUCAGUCAGAGAUCAAAUCUUCAGGCUCAUCAAAGAGUCCACACAGGAGAGAAACCAUACAAGUGUGAUGCAUGUGGUAAGGGUUUCCGUUGGAGCUCAGGUCUACUUAUUCAUCAGAGAGUCCAUAGUGGUGAUAAAUUCUAUAAAAGUGAAGAGUAUGGUAAGGAUUAUCCUUCAUCAGAGAACCCAUACAGAAAUGAAGUUCUAUGAAACAGUUCUGUUUGUUUUGAAGUCCUCAAAUAGGAACUGAAAUUUUCAAAGCACUAGAGUUCUUAUAGUAGAAAAAGAAUUUCUUUAAUGAAAAUUUAAUGUAUUCACAAUAGUCAGACCACACAGCAGAUAUAUCUAACGAGAGUUUCCAUAAUGGGUUUUGUCACAACUUUAACAGGCAUUGCACAUGACUUAAUUAUCAUUGUACUAGGGCUUAUAAAAGAUAAAAGUAACAAAAAUACAAUGAUGAGUGUGCCUAAAUCCAUGUCCACUCUAACAUAAGCUUUAGUGAGAGAAAGGGCUUCAUUCAUUGCUGAGUUACAAAACCAUGACAUUGCAUAACUCAGUGCAGGUGCUCAAUACUUUUUGCUAAAUGACUAAAAAUGUAUAAAAGUGUCAUAUUUGAAAAUUUUAUUAAGCUCAUUCCCCACCCCCUACCAAGAAAACAAUAUAAAAAUGUAUUUGGAGGAAGAAUCCUGCAAGUAAUCUUAAUAUAAGCACUUCAAGUGGGAAAAUUUACUUGAAAUGUAGGAUAGAUAUCAAGGAAUACUGCAGUAUGAAAUUAAAUGAAUUUGGCUGUAACCUUGCUGGAAUUGGUUUCCAUCCUUUGUCCUAUCUCAAGCAGGAUAAGCUAAAUUCUUACCAUUUGGUCUCUUUCCAUACAGUAUACCAUCAGUUUAAGUUUAGCUAUGUGUUUGUGUGUGUGUGUGUGUGUGUGUGUGUGUGUGUACACAUAUGUGCACUUUAAAUGACAGUACAAACUGAUAAUGUUUUUGGUUACACUGCAUUUUACGUAAUUGACUUUCUACCCCUGCCCUGUGUGUUAAGGCAGAGUUUUACUGUAAUAUUUGCAAAGUGUCAGAAAUGGUUACUAAUGAAAAAUACUUUCUUAAUAAAACUCAAAAUUACAAUA
This is a messenger RNA of Nyctereutes procyonoides (raccoon dog), 4210 nucleotides long. It is a transcript of the gene ZNF112, whose product is annotated as zinc finger protein 112. The coding region runs from base 346 to 3297 and encodes 983 amino acids. Gene Ontology annotation, cellular component: nucleus. The record is from RefSeq and is a predicted model, not a curated record. The transcript has 4 exons. Gene Ontology annotation, molecular function: DNA-binding transcription factor activity, RNA polymerase II-specific; RNA polymerase II cis-regulatory region sequence-specific DNA binding. Gene Ontology annotation, biological process: regulation of transcription by RNA polymerase II; central nervous system development. NCBI's taxonomy places the organism in Eukaryota, Metazoa, Chordata, Mammalia, Carnivora, Canidae.